Vigna umbellata (rice bean) is the source of this 2002-nucleotide messenger RNA. NCBI's taxonomy places the organism in Eukaryota, Viridiplantae, Streptophyta, Magnoliopsida, Fabales, Fabaceae. The record is from RefSeq and is a predicted model, not a curated record.
CCCACCCCUUUUCAUUUCAUCUUCUUCCUUUUUUUCGUAUUCAGUGCUUCUAAUCAAAACCAGUGCCAUCAAAACACAGCAGCUCAAAUUCUAUUUCUUCGUAGCAAGUUUACUUGCACAAGAGGAGGUAGCAGCACCUUUUUCCUUCGUUAGUUUCCCCACAAAAAAAAAAAAGCUUGUGUCUUUUCCAUCUCUUAUGACAUUUCAACCCAAAACGGACCCUGGGUCUUUGCCUAGGUCCAUUCCGACCGCCACUGAAAAAGAAUACGGUGAAAUGAGCAUAUCCGAGCUAGUUGAUGUGCUGCGUAUUGCGUAUAAAAUUGAGGAUUUUGAUAAAAUUGAGGAAGAGUUGGUAAAGAGGGAAGCAAAACUUAGGGCGGAAAUUGGAUCACUGGGGGAGAAGUUUGAGCUGGAGAGGCUCAAGAGAAUUGAAGUCGAAGAGAGACUGAAAAUCAGAGAGGAGCAAUAUAAAAAGGGGAAGAGAGCCCAGGAUAAUUAUGAGCAGUUGUUGAAGGAAGUGAAAACAGGUCGCUUGGUUGAAAAACAUGCUAUUGAGGAGUUCAUCAAAAAGAACGUUGCUUUAGAAGGUGAAGUGUAUGAGCUGAAGGAGUUCAGGAAAAAAAUGCUAGAUGAGGUCAAAUCUAUGGAUGAACUAAGGGACAAGAUCCGUGUGUGGAAGGAGGAGAAGGUUGGGGACAAGAAUGCUCUUGAUGUCUUUAUCAUGAAGAACAUUGAAUUGCAGGAAGCAGUUAAGAAGAAUUUGACUGUCAUAGAGGGGUUGAAGAAUGAAAAUGGUAAACUGACAGACGAGAAGCACGAACUUAAGACAUUAUUUGAAUCUUUGGAGAAGAGAUAUAGUAAACUCCGUGUCAGUGAUGUGAAGUUGGAAGAGAGUACUAUGCCUUUGAUGAGUGAAGAUGCCUUUGAUUGUGGGAACACUGAAGUGGAGCCCAAUCUUGGAGUUUCUUUCGCUGUCAAAGAUGAAAAGGAUGUUAGUGACAACGAGCUUGAAAAUGACACUGGGGAGCCUGUUCCUUUACAAAGGGAUGAAGAUACUCAUUACUCUGUUGAUACUGGCACUGUUCAGUCUCCCAACAAAGGGAACAAGGAGGAUGCUAUAGGAGCAUUAGGGGUAAAAUUCAAAUUGGAAAAGGAUAUCAUGGACCUAAGUGAUGAUGAUGAUAAGUACACAUCACAAGGAUUUCAUGGAGAGAAAGCUAUUCCUCAAAUAAUUGAAGAAAAUGAACAUCCACAAAGGGUUGAAAUUAUCAAAAGAAAACGUGCUUCUGAUAUUCAGGCUUCUACUUCCACGUCUACAUCCUUUGCUGAUUUAUUUGAAACAGAAAAUCUCCCUGUAAAGAGAAAUAUGGCUAGAACACAAGGUGCAUCAUCUUAUCAAGGAAAAAGUUCUUGUCAAGGGGAAAAUAGAAGACUUACUGCAUCAGCUAGGAGAAGACAGGAAGAAGCUGAUAUUCAUAAGGAGAAGCAUAAUGUUAUUGAAGAGCAACAUCAUGUUCAGGAGCGGGAGGAUGUGAAUGUUGGUGAAAAGGAAGUUUGUGGAUUUCCUGGAGGUCCACAUGAUACAUCUUUGCUCACUCACUAUGCGCGACAUGUUGCACAUGCGUUGUGGCAGGGCGAGGAUCGAGGGGUGAUCAAGCUGAUCUCCCAUGGUAAGAAAUUAAAUAGAUUUGGAGCAUGUCACGAGGCAAUUGAAGAAAUUGUGUUGAAUUCUGGAUUAUUGCCUCUUUGUGGUAUUUCGUACGACUAUGUUGACAAGGGUUUGUUGUUGGCGUUUGCUGAGAGAUGGCAUUUGGAGACAAACACUUUCCAUUUGCCAGUGGGUGAGAUGAGCAUUACACUCGAUGACGUAUCGUCGCUCCUUCACCUGUCUAUAGAGGGAGAAUUUUGUCCAGUCAAGGACUUAGAAUGGGAAGAAGCUCAGUCUGCUCUCAUGGACCUUUUGGGUGUGGACUACGAGAGGGCGGGAACUGAGAUGACAUAA